UCCAUAGCUUUGUACGAACCUUCGAUUUGGGGCUUUCAACUCCCUUGGAAGGAACAAAAUCCCCCAAAUUCAACGGCUGAAGUUCCCGAAUCCCUAAACCAUCACUCCGCCAUCCCUCCUUCCAAUUGCAAUCACGACCUUCCGGUGCUGAUUUGAAGAUCUUUGAGUUGGUUUUGGCUUAUACUUGGGCUAUGCAAAAAGGAGCUGCAAUUUGGUCAUGCACCGGUGCUUUGGUGGGGUUCAUGAGGAGGUUGAUACGAGUAAACUGAUGCUAUGGCAUCAUCUAGUAAGUUUGAUCUGUCUUCUGGUAGCCCAGAUAGGCCGUUAUACAACGGUGCGCAGCGUGGACCUCACGCAGCCAGUCCAAUGGACAGAUCAGGUAGUUUUCGUGAGAGCAUGGAGACUUCAGUCUCAUCCUCUCUUCCUGCCGUGUCGAGAAACAGUUCGGUUGUAGCACAAACAGAUGUUUUGAAUUUCUUCCAAUGCUCAUUUGAUUCAAAAUUGCUGGCUUUGGACUAUAAAUCUAACCGCCAAGUGGACUUAAGACGGAGUGUAGCUGUUGCUCUUGGUUUUCCACCAGAUUCGCCAUCUAAUAUUUCGAGGGCGAAGCUGCUAGCGCCCCCUUCGCAAGAGGAAAUAAAACGAGUGAAGCUUGGCUUGCGUGAAUGUUCUGGCAAAGCGAGGGAACGGGCAAAAACGUUCUCUGAAGCCUUAUCUCUACUCAACAAGUGCUUUCCAAGUCUAUCAACUAAGAAGAGAUCUCGGUCAGACGUGUUUUCUAAUGAUCGGUCAGGCCCCAUGUUAUCAAGUGACCGCCCAAUGCCAGGGCAAGGCCUUGGUAAAGCAGGGUCGCAGAGUAACAUUAUUGCUGGUGGUUUUGAGCAUGAACAGCAGAAGUCAGAAGAACGGACCAAAAAACGCCCCAGAACAUCAUUGGUGGAUGUGAAGCCGAAAGUACAGGGUCAUGGCCCUUUGAGGCCUUCUGGGCCUGUUGAUAGGGAGAGAGAUUUGCAGAAAUUAGCGAAUAAUUCCUCAGUUCAAGGUGACGAUCGUACAAUGCCUAUUGGUGUUGAUGGCUGGGAAAAAUCAAAAACAAAGAAGAAGCGUUCUGGUAUAAAGCCUGAUGCUACUUCAGGUGCAAUCUCUACUAAACCUGUUGAUGGCCACCGAGAACUCAAGCAAGGAAGUCAACAAAGAUCACUUAAUGAUGCCCGACCAAGGUUGAACAGUGAUGUCCACGGGUUCAGGCAGGGGUUUGCUAAUGGAGCUCUGGGAGUUGGAAAGAGCGAAGUAAUUUCACCACAAACAGGAUUGUCUGGCCGCGUUGCUAGUCCCAAAAUUGACCAUGAUGGGGGUAACCUUCCAGGUGAUAGGAGAGAUCGUCCAUUGAAUUCAGACAAGGAAAGGCUGAACCUUAAGGCCGCUAAUAAGAUAAAUGGCCGUGAUGAUUUCAACUCUGCUAGUCCCACAUCUAGUACAAGAGUGAAUGCUUCUGUUCGAGGCCCACGAGCAAAUUCUGGUGUUGUACCCAAGUUAAGCCAAGUCAUGAACAGAGUGAAUGGCACUAAUGAUUGGGAGAUCCCUCAUUCUACAAAUAGACCUCCUGCUGCCGUUGGAUCCAACAACCGGAAACGCACAGCAUCUGCCCGUUCUUCUUCACCGCCAGCUUCUCAGUGGACUGGUCAACAUCAGAAGACUUCCCGUACUGGUAGGAGGACAAAUCUUGGUCCAUCUGUUUCGAGUAAUGAUGAGGCAUCUCCUCUGGAUACCACGUCUGAUGUUGGUGGCAAUGAUGUUGCGGGAAUCCCAAGACGCUUGUCUGUCAGCUCUCCUCAACUUAUCAAAUUUAAAGGUGACCUGUUAUCUUCUUCCACAUUAUCAGAGGGUGAGGACUCGGGGGCUGCUGAAAUUAAAUCCAGAGAUAGAGUUAAGAAGUCUGAUGAGGUGGAUCAAAAAUCUGGUCAGCAUGUUCAAAAGGUCUCAACUUUGGCAGUUCCGUCAAGGAAGAACAAGUUAGUGUCAGGGGAAGACCAUGGAGAUGGUAUCAAAAGGCAAGGCAGGAGCGGACGUGGUUUUACUUCAACUAGGUCACUUUUGCCACGUGGAGUGAAGCUUGGCAAUGAGGAAACUGCAAAGCAGCUUAGGACGGCUAGACCCGGUCUUGACAAAAAUGAAAGCAAGGCAGGUCGACCACCAACUAGGAAACUUUCGGAUCGUAAAUCUUAUGCUCGUCAACGGCAUACAUCAAUUAAUGCAGCUGCUGAUUUUCUUGUUGGCUCGGACGAUGGGCACGAAGAGCUACUGGCAGCUGCAAAUGCUGUGAUCAGCCCAGCUCAUGAGUUCCUGAAACCGUUUUGGAAGUAUAUGGAGCCGCUCUUUGGUUUUAUAUCAGAUGUAGAUGUUGACUAUCUGAAGGAACAGGGAAAUUCUGGAUCUGCAGUCCGAACACCAAAACUAGAUGGUCUGGUUGAUACAGAUGAUCUCAGUACUCUCCAGAACGGAUUUGUGUUAAGUGAAGGUGAAAGAGAGAUUGGAGCAGGGGAUCUAACUAGGAUUUCUCUCUUCGAAAGAUGCUUGGCUGCUUUAAUUCCAGAGGAUGAGGCCAGUAGUAUCAGUGAAAAUGAUGAACUCAGGACUGAUGCAUAUGGAUCUAGCCAUGACCUAAAUGAUGAUUUGGAGUCAAAUGGAUUUAGUUACCAAUCAGCCCAUCAAAAUAUUUCUGCUCUUAAUGGUUGCAUGGUAACUGGCAUGCCUGAAUACCAAGAGCAUGUGAAUAAUGUGGUGAGCGUCGUAAGAACGGGAAGCAAUUCAAGGGUAGAUUGUCCCGUAAAUGGCUUACUUACAGACCAAUUAUUGACAUCUGCUGUGGGUCCUUUUCAAUCCCUGCAUGAGAGUAUGGAUAUAAAUGAGAAACUCAUGCUGGAACUUCAAAGUGUUGCGAUUUUCCCAGAGGCAAUGCUUAGCACAGACAGAGGGGAGAGUGUGAGAAUUAAGGAUGAGAUUUAUCAAUUGAUGGAUAAAUACCAUGGGCAGGUAUCAAAGAAGAAAGUUUUGCUGGAUAGACUAUUAAAGUCUGCCUUGGAAACAAAAGAAUCACAAGAGAGGGAGUUUGAACAACUUGCAUUGGACAAGCUUGUAGGAAUGGCUCAUGAUAAGUAUAUGAUGUGUUGGGGUCCUGCUGGUGGGAAGAGCUCCAGCAACAAAAUGGCUAGACAAGCUUCCUUAGCUUUCGUGAAACGCACGUUAGAUAGGUGCAGACAAUUUGAAGAGACAGGCAAAAGCUGCUUUAGUGAGCCCUCAUUUAGGGAGAUCUUCCAUUCUGGAUCUUCCCGUCUCAGUCUCACUCGAUUAACAGCUUCCAAGAGUUCACAGCAAAGUCCUUCCUUUCAAUAUGACAUAAACUCUAGUGAUCUGCUAAAUCACCUGCCCGAACAAGGCAAGGAAGAGGCAGGGCCAAACAGGGUAAAGAAGAGGGAAUUGUUGCUGGAGGAGGUCGUUGGUGGUAAUUCCUUCUCUGCUCCUUUAUCUAGCAGUACCAAAGGGAAGAGGAGUGAAAGGGACAGAGAGGGUAAGGGGCAUAACAGAGAGGUCCUAUCUAGAACAGGAAACACGAAAAGUGGUCGAUCGGCAGUUUCCAAUGGUAAAGGGGAAAGAAAAACUAAAGCAAAGCCUAAACAGAAAACAACCCAAUUAUCUGUUUCCAUCAAUGGCCUUGUUGGAAAUUCCGAUCAAACAAAACCAGUCAUUGUUUCCGGUUCAAAGUUAACAGAGGCAUCAAAUGCUAGCAAUUCAAAGGAAAAAGUGGAGUGUGGGAUGGAACAACUCGAGGAACCGCUUGAUUUCUCGCAUCUGCAGCUUCCUGGAAUAGAUGAACUCGGUGUGUCGGAUGAUCUUGGGGGACAAGCGCAGGAUCUAGCUUCAUGGUUGAAUAUUGAUGAUGACAACUUGCAAGAUCAUGAUUUUAUGGGCCUCGAGAUUCCAAUGGACGACCUCUCAGACUUGAAUAUGAUGGUUUGAAGUGGCUUUCUCUACCUCCUGUAUAGUCUUCCUUAUUAAUUAUACUGUUGACAAAACAACACCAUAACAGGCCUGUUACGUCAAUGGUUGCAAACGGGUCAAGGAUUAGGUCAUAUAGAUUCUUUUUUAGUCAUCUUCUUCUUCUUCUUCACAAGUCUAUCUUGAGCCUGAGUCUUGCGGAUGUUUAGGAUUUUGGUCCUGUUAAAAUUAGUUGGUGAUUCCAUAUGUAAAGAUCCCUUUUGUUCUACCUGUAAGUUAGUGAUCUUGUAGCAACUAUGCAGAAAAGAAUGUACCAUGCCUCCUGUACAUACAUUUUGUAUUCAGAAUAAAAUCAGCCGUUUCAAUUUGAGAGAAAAAUGAAAA
Molecule: messenger RNA, 4380 nt
Organism: Punica granatum (pomegranate)
Lineage: Eukaryota; Viridiplantae; Streptophyta; Magnoliopsida; Myrtales; Lythraceae
Source: RefSeq, a predicted model, not a curated record